Molecule: messenger RNA, 6363 nt
Organism: Dentiscutata erythropus
Lineage: Eukaryota; Fungi; Glomeromycota; Glomeromycetes; Diversisporales; Gigasporaceae
Source: the annotation of a GenBank genome assembly
AUGUCACAAACAAAUCGAGAACGAAAUUUUAAAAGAAAUCCUAGAGGGGGAUAUAAUAAAAAUAGGCGAUUCAAUGAUCGAAAUGAAGGGUUAUGUUUCAUUUGUGGGCAACCAGGUCAUAUUUCUCGUGAUUGCACUGGUGGGGGAUCAACAAAACAUCAAGAUAUAGAAGAAAACCAACUUAAAACAUUAUCUGACAAUUUUAGUUCAUCUGAAUUAUCUUAUGAUGGCUCUGAUAAAAUCGUUUUCAUACCACAAGGCGAUGACCUUAAAGGGUUGUGGAAAAGUAUGAUAAAGAGAGAAUUAGUCAAUCAACAUAAAAUGAGGCAUUUUAUUACGUCGUGCCUUGCAGCAUCAGACAAAAAGGUGGGGCAUGAAGUUGAACAGCUUGUCUCAGAAUUGGGCCGGGCUGAAGGUCUGAAACGUAUAAGAGAAAUUGUCAUGUUUCCUAUGUCAGUGGAUGCUGGACUUGCUAGCGCAACUGCUUCUUUCCAGCGUGUGAUAUUGCCAUUCAUGGCACUGUUAACUCGCUCAGGAAUUACUGAGUGCAAUAUAGAGAAAUAUGUUCAUCCAAUAUUUUAUACUGUUUAUACAAAUCUGAAACCGUUUAUGCUUGAAGGUGUUAUUCCUAUGUUAGAGACUUUAGUUCAAAGAAAUGAUAUUUCUGACAGAAGAACAAAUAAAUCUUUGUUGCUUGACGAUGAUUCAAGUGCAUUCAUACCUACUUCAAUGGGCCAAUUCUUCUUGAUCAUUGUAAGAUUGUGUAAUGAAUUUAUGAAGCGUAUAAAGGAGGCGUCGAUUAACGAUACAAUGUCCAAAAUUGUUGAUAGGAUCGAACAAGCGAAAAGAUUGUGGAAAAAUUCCCUUGAUCAAACUACUGAAAAUGUAUAUAGCGAACCACUUGUUUCUGAUAUUGAUCGUCAAAAAUAUUUUUUCAUGAUCCUUGAUAAGGAAAUAAAUAACAUGAAUAAAAUGUUAAAUAAUGGUCAACGCAGCUUGUCACCUCAAGAAACUCGUCCAAAUUCAUCAACAAAAUCUGAUAGUUCCAUCACGUAUUAUCGUAAAUUGGCUAAAAAAGUUGCUUUAAUGCAUGAUUAUGAUCCUCCGGGUGAACUUUCCAAACAUGGACCACGCCAUGAUAAUGACUUUAGUGAAAUAGCAAAAAUUUCAAUUAUUCCUACUAAAAAUGAAGUUUUAUGUAAACGAGAUCCAUUUUUACCAACAACAAAUAUGGAUGACUCUUUACAUUAUCUGCCAAAAGGUUCUCAACGCCUUCUUGAUACACAAUUUCGCCUUCUUAGAGAAGAUUUGAUGUGUCCUAUACGUCUUGGUAUUGUAAAUUUCAUUGAAUUUUUAAAAUCAUCUGAAAAUAACGCAAAAAUUAAAAAAUUACGAGAACGUGGAGGGAGGCAUAAAUAUGAUAAUGCCAUGGAUGGAACGAAUGGAAAAUGGAAUUUACGCAACCCCCCAAUGCGACGCUAUUCUGAAAAUAAGCAAAGUCGAGUGCAGUAUUGGAGCAAAAGUAGAAAACUCAUGAAUGGAAGUUUGGUUUGUCUGCUUUGGCCAUCCAAAAAUGAUUCAUCCGACAAUGACCCUCAAUUUUCUUUAUUCUUUGGAACCGUGUCACUUCGUGAUGAAAAUUUGUUAGCGCAAAAGCAACAUACAGCAAUGAUUGAUAUCAGUUUUAUUGAUACAUCAAUUUAUAUAAUUGCUUUGAAAGAAAUAAUGAAAAAAAAUUCAAAUAAACAGACAAAAGGAUGUUUUAUGGUCGAAUCUACUGGAGUGUAUUUUGAAUCAUAUUUCCAUAUUUUAAAAACUCUACAACAAACUUCAUCAUCUCCUAAUCUUCCUUUUGAAAAAUAUUUGGCACCACAAGUAAUCGAAAAUUCUUCGUUUGCCUUCGUUGACCCACCUACAUACGCUCGAGCACCUGGAUUCGAAUUUGAUUUGUCUGCGAUUCUUGAAGAUAAAACCAAACAACUUUCACUAAACGUUGUUGACACAUCUUCUCAUAAAACUGUUAUUCAAAAUCUUAAAGAAUUAAGUAGACUUGACGAAAGUCAAGCGCAAUCCCUUGUAUAUUCUUUAUGCCGAGAAAUUGCAUUGAUUGAAGGACCUCCUGGGACUGGAAAAACUUUCGUCGGUGUCGAAUUAAUGAGAGUGUUGUUAGCGAAUCGGAAAACUACAAAUAUAGGACCAAUAUUAACAAUUUGUUUUACUAACCAUGCGUUAGAUCAGUUCCUUGAGAAUUUAUUAAAGGUUGGAAUCCAGAAUAUUGUACGGUUGGGCAGCCGAUCAAAAUCCGAUAUUAUUAGAGGGUUUAACCUAGAAGAGAUAUGUCGGAAUCGUGCUCGUUCUAAACAUCAAGGGUGGUUGUUAGCUCAAGGAUAUAAGGAACUUGAAGAAAUUCAAAAAGAGGCAGAAAGGCUACAAAGUAAUUUAACUAAUGGAGUGUUAGACUGGAGUGAUGUUACUUUAUAUUUGAAAGUGGAAUACCCAGAUCAUUUUAAAAGCUUUCAAAAUCCAGAUAUACCAGACUUUUUAUUCGAAGGCACAGUUGAAGAAGAUGAUGAUGAUGGAGAAUGGAAGCAAGCGAAACGUAAAAGAAAAAAAAAGCGGUCAAUAUUUCGUCAAUGGGUUGAUGGAAAUGACUUGCACCUUGCACAGAUUUACGAACAAAAUUGGCUUCUUUCUUGGACAAGACCCACAAGCAAUCGAUCUUUAGAAGAGCUCAAACUUGAUUCCAAAGUUUGGCAAAUGUCUAGUGGCGAAAGAGCAACUUUGUUCUCAUUUUGGAAAGAGGAAAUUCAAUCUGAGUCUUUUGAUGAACUUGAUAAAAUUCAAGAGUCAUUUGGAGCGAAAACAAAGGAAGUUGAAGAAAUUUACAAUGAAGGUCGCCGUCAGAUUCUUCGAGAUUGUGAUGUAAUUGGAAUGACAACCAAUGGUGCUGCCAAAUUUCAAAAUUUAAUUCGCUCUAUUGGACCACGUAUAAUUAUUUGUGAAGAAGCGGGUGAGGUCUUAGAGGCACAUAUUUUGAGUGCACUAACUCCAGCUACUCAACAAUUGAUCCUUAUCGCUCCGCCCUCAUUGCUCUACAUACUCUUUAACAUUCUUUUUGAACGUCUUGUUAAUGGUGAUCAGACAAUGCGUCUAGAGAAAUCGCAAUUACACACGCAAAGACGGAUGAGAAAAGAAGUUUCUGAUUUAAUUCGGCUCACACUCUAUAAUAAACUUGUUGAUGAUGAAAAAACUGUUAGUUACCCAGACGUACGUGGUGCUCAGAGAAAUGUUUAUUUUAUGGAUCAUCGUCAUCCUGAAGAUUCAGGAGAAAAUGAUUUUGUAUUAAAUUCACAUUCAAAUACAUUUGAGGUUGAGAUGGUAGUUGAACUUGUUAAGUACUUUGUUCGUAAUGGUUACAAUAAACCAAGUCAAAUUGCGGUGUUGACACCAUACCUUGGUCAACUUAUUAAAAUAAGGGACGCUCUGCAAAAAUCAUUUGUUGUUGUAAUCGACGAACGUGAUGAUCAAAUGAUUACUAAUAUGGAAGAAGGCAUGGACGUUGAAAAUGAAAAUACAGAUGGAGGGUCAACGACUUUCACUACUGCUUCUGAAAAGAAAUUAUCUCAACAAGUUAUUCUUCGUACAGUUGAUAAUUUUCAAGGAGAAGAAGCUGAUAUAGUAAUUGUAUCACUUGUCCGUAAUUGCCAAAAUAUGGAACGUGGGAAUAUUGGAUUUUUGAAGUCAAGAAAUCGUUCUAACGUUCUCUUAUCUCGUGCAAAACAUGGAAUGUAUCUUCUGGGAAAUGCAGAAUUGAUGGAAAAGCAUUCAGAUUUUUGGAAGAGAGUUUUGCUAAUUUUACACGAACGUGGUCAAAUCGGUCCAGGCUUCCCGAUUUUAUGUGCACAACAUCCAGAUUAUAAGAAUUCCAUAUAUGAAGCCAUGCAAUUCAGUGAAAUUUCCCCUGAUGGUGGUUGCUUCGAGCCAUGCCAGCAACAAUUAAAAUGCGGACAUACAUGUCCAUAUAAAUGUCAUUCGGAUGACCCACAGCACGUUGGCGUUUUUUGUAGAAAAGAUUGUAUGAGAUUGCACUCCGAUUGUCAACAUCCUUGCUUAAAUAAAAUGUGCGGAGAGGAUUGUGGCAAAUGCUUAUUCCCGGUUGAAAACAUUGAAUUGCCAUGUGGACACGAAUAUAUAGAUGCUAAGUGUGACGAUAAGAAAAAUAAGGAUAGGCUCCGUUGUCACGAAGAAGUGCGAAGGAAAUUGCCUAAAUGUGAACAUGAGCAUUUAAUGGAGUGCUUUGAAUCAGUUGAUGAUUUCGAUUGCACAGAAAAAUGUAAAAAAAAUCUUCCUUGUGGGCAUUCCUGCAUGUCCAGAUGCUUCGAAUGCCAGAAGUUUUCUAAGAGAGCAAAUCCAGAUGAUCAUUUGGACAGUGAUGGACGAACUGUUAGAUCACAUCAUGGAAGAUGCACACAGAAAUGUGGAAGGACCUUAUUUUGUGGUAUAAAUAUUUCUGCUUCUAAAGAUGUCAUGAAGGUCAACCGUGCAAACCUUGUAGAAAUUACUGUGAUGUUUCUUGCAUGCAUUCGAAAUGUAAACAAAUCUGUGCUGAACCUUGCUCCCUUGUUAAAUUUUAUAGCAUGUGAAUGGCAAUGUGAACACGAGGGUGCUUGCAAUUUGCCAUGUGGUGUACCUUGUAUCCGACUUCCAUGCGAUUUGCGAUGUGAAAAAUUAUUAAAGUGUGGGCAUCAAUGUUUCGGUCUUUGCGGCGAAAUAUGUCCCCCACCGAAGUACUGUGUAGAUUGCACUACAGAUGUUAACGUCAAAAAUCAAGUUGUCGAUUUGAUUAUGCAAGAAACAUUUGCGGAAGUGGAUUGGACUCUUGAAAGAAUGGUUGUUUUACAUUGCGGUCAUGUAUACACAGCAGAAAGCCUCGAUAAUUGGAUGGAUAUGAAAGAAUAUUAUGAAAUGGACAACGACAGCAAUUGGAUCCAAGUCAAGUCAAUUACUUCGCAUCUAGGAGAGUCUAAAAAAUGUCCACAAUGCCGCGCUCCUAUUAAGAAUGUUUAUCGUUACGGAAGAGCAACAAAGAAACAUGUCUUGGAUGUACAAAACAAAAAAUUUUUGAUUAAAUGUGAUAUCCAAUUGAAGGAACAAACUAAAAAAACGACGACUGCUACAGCUCAAUUAGAAAAUAUGCGAAAGAGAUUGUUGGAGGAAAUUAAAUUACCUCCAAAAAUGCAAAAAAACAAAGAAAUGAACAUUAUGGAAAGAGAAUCUAAAUUUAAAGCAAUUCCAGAAGUUAUACCAACCGAGCAAUAUACAUCGAUUGAAAAAUAUUACCAUAUUCCAACGACGCAUGCAGAAAAAUGGGAAAAACAUAUAUUAGUACUUUUAGCCAUAUAUCGAAAUCUGAUGAGACUAAUGUUGGCGACUAAGUCUCCACCAUAUAAACUUGCAUAUGAGGCUGCUGUAUCUCGACUGUAUGAAUCUAAAACCAAAAUCAAUAUGGAUGACCUCGUCAGCAAUUUCGAAUCCUUGAAUAUUUCAAACUAUGACUCUCCCGCUCAUCAACGUGAUAAAUUCCAGGAAACUUUGGCUGAAGUUGGGAUAAUUGCUCCUAAAUUGGAUGUCCGCAUGUUUCUUGAUGCAUUUUUCUGCAUAGUUAACAUCCAAAAGGCAAUCUUUCACGAAGUUUCUAAGAUUAUUCCAGAGUUGCCAAGAGAAACCAAUAUAGAAAUAAAUUCAACAACUCAGCGCGUUUCUUAUAAUAAAAAUUGGAUUAACUUUGGUGGACAUGUUAUCGAAACCGUUAGAAAACACCUUGAUUCAAUAAUUACUAUAGCUAAAGAGAACCAAUAUCGUCGUCAUCUUGUUCUGGCAUCGUUGGAGUUGGCGGAGUUUGAAGUUAAAGCUGAGAGAUUUAAACUCAAGUAUCCCCCUACAGGCACCUUAAAUCCUAUAAUUCAAGAGUCUGUCAAGAAUAAAUGUGCUGGAAUUGAGAAAAUAUGUAUACAAAUUUGUGAUGAAGUACUUCCUAAAAUGAAUGUUGAACAUUUUGAAAAAGAAUGCAAAUCAAGAGUCGAUAAAAUUCUUUUGGAAGUUGUGGAUCUUCAUGCUGCUGCUAUGAGAGAUAGACCUUUAACAUAUGAAGAAAAGCUGAACAUACAUAAAGCAAUGAGUACUGAAUUUCAGGGAUCAGGGCAUUGGUAUGAAUGUCCAAAUGGUCAUGCUUAUACGAUUGGAGAUUGUGGAAAUGCCAACCAAUCGAGACGCUGUCCGGAUUGUGGUGAAGCAAUUGGUGGAGAAGGUAUACUCGCUGCUCGAAACAGACGAAAUAUGGAAUUUGAACAUAUGCAUUCCUGA